UUAUGUGUAGUACUGUACGUAAACCAGUAUGUGGGUGAGGCUAAUUUUUUUAUUUUUUAUUUCAUUUUUCUAAAUAGUUGUAUUAGGAUAUUGACUAAAAUAAUUGAAUAAAAUAUUUGGGAAAAAUGUGGUAGAGUAAAUAAUGAAGAUUUUAUUAUUUUCCAAAUAAAUUUUCAAACCUACUUUUUUUAAGAUUGAAAAUAUUCUUCAUCAUCAUAUAAUUAUAGGGAUUUUGUUAGCCCAUGGACACACGUUAGAAAAACCGUUCCUAAAUAGAGAAAUUAAACAUUAACUACGCCGACUACAUGCCAUGAUGAUCUCAUUUUGUCAUGUAUACCAAUUUAGAAUAAGUUAUUAAAUGCUUGCAGGUUAGCAUAAUCUCUAUCAUUUAUACUGCCCCUUUUAUUUAGCACAAUUUAGGCAGUUUAUAUCACACCAACCCCUUUUAUUCUAACAAUCACAUUCACCAGCUUAGUACUGUCCAUUCUGAGUUGUUCGUUUAUGAACAUUUAUAUCCAUAUAAAAUUUCAGAGAUCCCUUAAACACGGCCACAACUAUUCUUCUUCACUCCUAGCCUCCGUCCCCUUCCCUUCGGCUUGCGCGCACGCACUAGCUGGCUUUCUCCGAACGAAAUUGCCUUCUCUGUUUGUGAUCAAUUGAUCAUAAGGUCCGACCGAAAGGUGUAUGAAUAAUUCUGCAACAAAUAAAAAAAACUCGAAUUGUGAAUCCAUCGGUAUAAAUGAAGCAAACACGAGGGACAGAGAAACUAUGUUUUGCCUUCAUGUUAGUUGUUGCCGUCCAAAUUUCUCUAUUGCUCAUAUUUAGAAUUACCUCACCAACAAACCAAGGGAAGGAGGCAUUGGCAUCAAAAACAAGCAACGGUUCAUUGCCAAGCUCAUGGGCAUUAAUCCAAUCACUACAAGGUGAACCUAUCAUAUGUGACCGAACCCAUGACAACUAUGAUUGGUGUUUCCUCAACCGUCCAACCAUACUAGACUCUAAUUCAACAACAUUUUACAGCAUUGGAUCACAACACUCCCAAAACUCAACUACUAAGCCUACAAUAAUGGAGAAAGUUCGUCCAUACCCUCGAAAAUGGGAGAAUUUCACCAUGUCACUAGUAAGUGAAAUUACUCUUACAACUUCGUCAAUUGAUAAACCUUGUGAGAUCUAUCAUGAAUCCCCGGCCUUAGUAUUCAGUGUUAGUGGUUAUACCGGUAACUUCUUCCAUGAUUUUAACGACGGUAUUAUACCUCUCUAUGUAACCAUCAGCACCCUUUUCCCUGACCAAGAUGUCACUCUUGUUAUCGCGGAUUUUACCAAUUGGUGGUAUAGCAAGUAUGAGGUCUUAUUAAGAGCCUUCACAAAACAUGGUAUUGUGAACCUUGCCAACCAAACAUCCACUCAUUGCUUCCCCUCCGCCGCAGUAGGACUCAUAUCACAUGGUCCGAUGACCAUACUACCUAAUGAUCACCCGUUCCAUAAGUCAUCAUUUCUCGAGUUUCGUUCCUUGCUAGAGAUUGCUUAUAGCAAAUGUCAUGCUACACCACCACCCCCUUUGAAGGAGGGCAAGCCUAGGCUUGUGUUUAUGAGCCGUGCAGGAAAAGUGGGUCGCGUAAUUUUGAACCAACACGAAAUAAUUAAGGCCGCGGACAAGGCAGGAUUUGAUGUUGUAUUAUUUCAACCAACAAAAUUUACAUAUUUGUGUGAUGCAUAUAGACUCAUCAACGGAAGUCAUGGAAUGAUAGGAGUGCAUGGUGCUGCCCUAACACACUCACUCUUCCUUCGACCGGGAUCGGUGCUCAUCCAGAUCGUGCCACUUGGCAACGAGUGGUUGGCGGAUUCAUACUUCAAGAAUUUGGCAAAUAGUUUGAAAUUUGAGUAUGUAGAAUACAUGAUAAGGGCUAAGGAGAGUAGCUUGGCUGAGAAAUAUGGGUUAAAUCAUACAAUUGUAACAAAUCCGAAUUUAAUUAUUAGAGGAAAUUGGUCUGCUUUAGAUAGCAUAUACCUCAAGGGGCAAGAUGUUACGUUGGAUUUAAAUAGGUUUAGGACGUAUAUAGAAAUUGCAUAUUCAAAAGCUAAGAGGUUUAUAGACUAAAGUGGCUAGACUAAAUUAUUAACUGAUCAUAAGCCAAUUUAUAGUACACAAGUUCUUCUCUUCCAUUGAAUUUUUAGCUACAAAUUUAUAAAAAUUUUGUCAUGGGAGAUUUUAAUGAUGCAAACAUUCACCAUUUACCACCCAUUCAUUUCAUGUGUUUUUUUUUUCAAGGUCAAAUUUCAUCAAUGUUGAUUA
Molecule: messenger RNA, 2293 nt
Organism: Chenopodium quinoa (quinoa)
Lineage: Eukaryota; Viridiplantae; Streptophyta; Magnoliopsida; Caryophyllales; Amaranthaceae
Product: EGF domain-specific O-linked N-acetylglucosamine transferase-like
Exons: 3
Coding region: 740-2098 (452 amino acids)
Molecular function (GO): glycosyltransferase activity
Source: RefSeq, a predicted model, not a curated record